GAGACGAGCACACAGACGCAGAACAGGUGGUCCAAUCCCACCUGAGGAACCAAAUAUGAGGAUUUAUCACGCUUUUCACCUUUCUGGAUACCAUGUUACCGUCGCUAAGUGAUAUUGUCUGAAGAGUACAACACUUCACGCGCUUCCCUGAGGAGUCACUGGGAAUAUUGGGCGAAUAUGAAAGUGACAGUAUGUUUCGGAAGGACCCGGGUGGUCGUUCCCUGUGGGGAUGGGAAUAUCACAGUACACAAUCUUAUUCAGCAAGCGGCGAUGAGAUAUAAAAAAGCCAUAGCCAAGGACCCAGGCUACUGGAUUCAAGUUAAUCGGUUAGAACAUGGAGAUGGGGGCAUUUUGGAUUUGGAUGACGUGCUGUGUGAUGUUGCUGACGAUAAAGACAGGCUGGUGGCGGUCUACGAGGAGCAGGACCCCCAUCAUGGAGGUGACGGCACCAGCGCUAGCUCAACAGGCACACAAAGUCCAGAGAUGUUCAAUACGGGAGAGCUCAGCUCCUUUCAGCCCUACCAGACCAGCAGUGAGAUCGAGGUCACCCCCUCAGCCCUCAGGACCAACAUGCCCUUGCAUGUACGGCGCAGCAGUGAUCCAGCCCUGGUAGGCCUCCCAGAAGUCCAGCUCCAGCCAGAGGAACCAUCUCGUAAUAACCACACACGCUGGUCCACCACCGCAGGGUUUCUUAAAACCAACACCACCAGAGAAACCAAUAGUCUAGAACGCAAGGGUAAGGUUCAGGAUGCUUACCGUAGCCUGCCUCAUGAUGCUGUCCCCUGGGUGACACCGUUUCAGAGGGAGAACGCCCGCUCAUCUCUUAGUGCCAACCAUCCCUUGGUGGACCGAUGGCUUGAGCAUCAAGAACAGGAAGAAGAGGAGGAGGAGGAGGAGGAGAGAGGUGAUGGAGGAAAGAACGGAAGGAUAGAACCAGUGGGACGAGCAGACUCAUGCAUAGAAUCAGCCUCAAUUGAUGAAAUGUUAAAGCUGGUUGAAGUGUCCAACGGCGGUGGGCCGCUAGGAAUCCAUGUGGUGCCUUUCAGUGCCAGAGAUAGAAGGACACUGGGUUUGUUAGUCAAGAGGCUGGAGAGGGGUGGAAAGGCGGACCGUGAAGCUCUAUUCCAGGAGAAUGACUGUAUCGUACGGAUUAAUAACGGGGACCUGCGCAACAUCCGAUUUGAACAGGCCCAGAAUUUGUUCAGACAGGCCAUGCGCUCUCCAGUCAUCCUUUUCCAUGUAAUUCCAGCAUCAAAGAAAGCCCAAUAUGAGCAAUUGUACCAGAAUGAGUUGGGCCAGCAGUCCGGUACUGGACCUGGGGAAAGAGGUAGCCUGGUGGGAGGUAUGGACUACAGUCCACGUAGGUUCUCCAAAGCAGAAUCAAAUCGGGGCUAUCCAGCAUUACCACAUCAAAGAAAUCCAUCGACCAAGACACAACCAGGACCCAUCCAACCUGCCAGGCCAGACAGCGUCGCCUCUUCCGUGGGCUACUCCAAAAAGAUUGGCCGCAAGUUCAAUGUCCAGCUAAGGAAAGGUCCGGAGGGGUUGGGUUUUAGCAUCACCUCCAGAGACGUUCCCAUUGGAAGUUUCGCCCCCAUAUAUGUGAAGAAUAUUCUCCCCCGUGGAGCCGCCAUCCAGGAUGGCCGUCUGAAAGCCGGAGACCGGCUGCUCGAGGUGAAUGGAGUGGAUCUGAAUGGAAAGACUCAGGAGGAGGUUGUGGCACUGUUGCGCUCCACUCCCAUGGGAGGCACUGUAGGUCUACUCAUCGUCAGACAAGAGGACUCUUUCCUGCCACGCGAAGUGAAAGCAGAACAAGAUGAACUAAUUUUGACGCCAGAUGGAACAAGAGAGUUUUUGACCUUUGAAAUUCCUCUCAAUGACUCAGGCUCAGCAGGGUUAGGGGUCAGCGUCAAGGGCAACAGAUCUAAAGAGAGCCAUGCUGACUUGGGCAUUUUCGUCAAGUCUAUAAUCACUGGAGGAGCUGCUUGCAAGGAUGGGCGGUUGAGGGUAAAUGACCAGCUGAUAGCAGUAAAUGGGGAAUCUUUACUGGAAAAGACAAACCAGGAAGCAAUGGAGACUCUUCGCAAGUCCAUGUCCAUAGAGGGCAACAAGAGAGGCAUGAUCCAGCUCAUCGUGGCUCGGCGGGUCCCAGGGAGGGGAGAGGAGGCUCCAGGUAGCCCACCUGUGCCAGAUCUGAACUCUCUGAACUCUUCUCAAGAGGAACAUGAGCGUCGGAUCUCUCAGUUUUUCUUUCCCAGAGAAAACCUGGAUGACAACCACAGCUCACGGCCUACAAUGAUGGGUAGAAUAAUGGGUAACUACCAGCUGUCCCCCACUGUGAACAUGCCCCAGGAUGACACCGUCAUCAUUGAAGAUGAUAGGCCACCUGUUCUCCCUGCCCGCUUGUCCAACCAAUCAUCAUCUAGCUCUCACGAUGACAUGGGAUUUGUGACAGAAAUACCAGAAUCCUGGCCCAAAGAUGUCCAGAUACCGGACGAAAGUUCCCUCAGUCCAGAUGCAGAUAUGGAUGCCGUGUUUCUGAGAGAAGGCUUUGGAAGGCAGAGCAUGUCUGAAAAGCGGACCAAACAGUACGGCGAUCCUGCACAGCUAGAGAUUAUUAAGAGUCGCAAGUCAAAGAGUAUGGACUUGGUAGCCGACAAGUUUAACUUCACUCCCCGCAAAGAGUGGACGGAAGGUAACUACACACAUGAUGUGGGGCAAUCGUUGGGUCUAAAGAAGUCGAGUUCUUUGGAGAGCCUCCAAACUGCUGUUGCCGAGGUGACGCUAAAUGGGGACGUCCCUUUCCACAGGCCCCGCCCCAGAAUAAUCAGAGGGAGGGGUUGCAAUGAGAGCUUCCGGGCAGCCAUUGAUAAAUCAUACGACACACCGGGAGUGAUCAUAGUCAACCCUGAAGAGGAUGAUGAAGGCAUGGAGACAUUGGAGGAGGACACCGAGGAGAGCUCACGGUCGGGCCGCGACUCCAUUUCCACAGCAACUGACCUUUCCCUUCUGCCCAGCGGAACGGCCAACACAGAAAAACGAGUGAAUGGAGGACAUACUAAAGAUGACACGAAGAAGGAGAGGGGUGGGAAGGAAACGAAAGAUAAGAGCAACGCCAAGAAAGGCGUGCUGAAGGGCCUGGGUGACAUGUUCAGGUUUGGCAAACACCGCAAAGAAGGAGACAAGAUGGAGAGGAAAGGCUCUAGCAAGAACAAGAUGGAAGAAACUCAGGCCACAGAAGAGGAGACACAGAGAAUGAAGCUGGAACAGGAGAGGAUUCAAGCUAAGACCAGGGAGCUUCGAGAACGACAGGCCAAAGAGAGAGACUAUGCUGAGAUACAGGACAUCAACCACACCUUCAGUUCAGACGAGGAGCACACCUAUGCAGGGAUUGGCUCUUUGGACUCUUCUCUGAAUAGCAGUAUGGAUCUCAGCCAGAACCCUACUCAAGAACAGCAUCCCCAGAGCCCAAGAGACCAACCACUGCCUUUAGAGGAUCUCUACGCCCAGGUCAGCAAGCCCCGCAAUGGACGCCCACCCUCUGCAGACAGCAAUAGACUGGCACCUACCAACCAUGACCGGAUACAGUGGCUACGGCAGGAGUUCCAGCAGGUCAAGCACGAGGAAGACCCUGAUGAUCGCCAUCGCUCCUACAGCUUUCAAAAUCAAACAUGGGCCAACACAGGGGGCACACCAUCAGGAAGGCACUCGGUUUCUGUGGAGGUCCAAAUGCAGAGACAUAGAGAGGACAGAGACUCCUUCACACAAGCCCAGAGGCAGUACAACUCUCUACCACGGCAACCACGUAAAACCCCCAGUACCAUGUCUCAAAACUCUUGGGAUAACAUCUACCCUCCCAGCGAGGGCUUUCAGACUGCCAAGGAGAACCCUCGCUACCCCAGUUACCAAGGUUCCCGCACUACCAAUGGCUACCUGGGUGCCAACGCCACGGGCCUGAAUGCCCGUGUACUCAUGGAGACCCAAGAGCUGCUGAGACAAGAACAGAGACGUAAGGAGCAAGAGGCUAAAAACAAACUCCCCACCAUGGAGGAGAUGCCAACCCAGCCUCUAAGCCAAACACCUGUUCCUACCCCACCCAAAGGUCCCUAUCGACAAGACGUACCCCCAUCGCCCUCCCAACUCGCACGACUCAAUCGUCUACAGACCCCUGAGAAGGGCAGACACUUCUACUCCUGAGAAGUGAGAGCAAUGUGAGGAAAAACUGUAUUACAGCAAUAAUGUUGAAUAAUAGAGAGAGAUAGAGCUAUAUUAUAAAGACUGUAUUGAGGAUUCCAGGUAAUUGGUUGGAGGUUUGUUCAAGUGUGUCCAACUCGUUCCCUUUUUUAUCAUUUUAUAAAAUCUAACUCUUUGUGCACACUGAAGAUCUUUGUCUGCCAUCCACGUCUUCUGUGUGUGUGUUUGUGUGUAUGUGGAAUACAUGGAUGUUUUAGCACUUGGUACUCUUGACAGUCACAUGACAGCCCUCACAAAGCUUUGAUACAUGGCUGUUCCCAUUGUAUUGUGACCUACAUUUCAUGUUUUUACCAAGUAUGUGCGCUGAGAACAUGUAGGUGGAUGAGAACUGUCAAGAACAUGUCUGGGUCAUAUUUCAUUAAGAGAGAGAGAGAGAGAGAGAGAGAGAGAGAGAAUGCAUAAAGAAAAUCCAACCUAUUUUGAGGACCAUUCGAAUUUCAUUUUUAGAUUAUUUUCAUGACAAUUAAGCAUGUUUCCCCCCAAAAUUCUCUUUGCUAUGUGUCCGGAUAUUUUACUUUUGAGGGGUUUUUAGUCAUUCUCAUUAGACUGUAAUUACUGCAAUUAGUGCUGUCUGUUGAUUCAAAUAUUUAAAUCACGAAUAAUCACAUGAUUUUUUUAUAGUUAAUUGCGAAUAAUUGCAGAUUUUGAAGGUGCUGAAAUUUGAAUCUAAAUAAACUUAUUUCCUGUCAAAAGAAGUAUAUAUGGUGCAGUCACAGCAUCCACUACCCGGCGUUCACAGGAGGACGCAUAUGUAUGCUUGUUCAGUGGGAGAUGCUGAUGUAAACAUGGAGACAGUGCGCAAUAGUGAAAUGCGUCCGUGUAGUGCAUGGUCAUACAGUAACAACGUUCUGCCAAUGUUAUGAUAAUGCAAUGAUGAUAUUGUAUAAUCUUUUAAAAUAUAAAAAUAAAUCUCUUAAACCCAAAUCCUUCACUAUAUCAAUUGGCCUGCAGGCUGUAUUUAUCCACCUUGCUACAGCAAUCUUGAAGCCAUAUUCACAUGAUUUGCAUCAGGGCCUCAAUGCCAAUGUCUAGCACCGCUUUGAAGUUUGAACUCCACAUGAAAACUGAUGACAGCCGAGUUCGGAAUGGCAUGCUACUCAUACUACUCUUACUGCUUCUGUCAUAUCUGUGUAUAACAGAAAUAGUAAUAGUAGUAUGGUAGGUUGCUAAUACCAAACAUGGCAAAUGUCUUGUUCUGCUUUUAGCACUGGCACUGCUUUAGUAAAGAUACUUCAUCCGAAUUGUCUAGUCAUCAUCAUUAGCUGAAACUUUGAAAGGUCAGCGGCAACUGGAUCAAAGUUGAAACUGUUUGAACUUUGAGCGGUGCAUUGGCAUACAUUCAAUGGGAGAACUCCAACAAGCUAGCCAGCCCUCAUCUGUGACUUUUAAUUGAUAGUUCAGACUUCAGUGCAUCAGUGGUAAUUCAAUUCCAAUUUGCAAAGGAUGCAAAGUACUUGAUUUUUGAGUAACUUGAGUAAGUCUUUGAAAAGUUUGUUGUGCAUCCCAUUCAACCUGAUACAGCAACAUUGGCUCAACCAAUGGUGUAAGUUUAGGAUGGGACUAUCUGUUUUUCGACUAAUUUCAGAUGAGUGGAGUGUUGGGAAGACCUGUUGGAAAAGGUUUUGUGAUUUUUAGUGGAGCCGAAAUUACACACUUCACCUAGGUAUCAUAUUUUAUUUAUUUUUGUAAUUUGGGGGAAAAACAGUGUGUCAUUCUAUGUACUUAAGCAGUGUAGCUGAACUCAGCUUAUUGACUUUGACGGGGUUGUGAUCCCACAACCUUCCGACUCUGCCACGGAAACACGUUUUUAACCUGUCAAACUUGUCACUUACAUCUCAUGUGACACCCCCCAUACCCACCCACAUCAUAACUGACACUUGUUUUCACAAUAACAAAACAAAGCUCAGGUUACAGCUCCUGCCUCUGUUGGCACAGAUACAGCCUUAUACAGUAACUGUUUAAAAAGUUCACCAAAUACAUUUUUUUUUUUUAUUUAAAUUUUUUUAAAUGUCAUCCCAAACCGAUAUGAUUUUCUUUAAUUAUUUGGAACACAUGAUGUUAUUAGGCAAAAUGUCCAUGCUGAAAAUCGCAAAUUUUUCCAGGUGCAUUAUGAUGCAAGACAUGCAAGAUCCAAUUGCGUUUGAUUUCAGUGAUAUCAAAUCUUCGGUGAUGCAUUGUGAAGUGCCACGUUUAAAUGUGUGCAAGUGUGUAUGAGAUAUAAGAGCAAUAGCAAACACUUUAAAUUUCAUUUUGUUUCUCACACAAAGCUAUCCUAUAGCUACAGAAGUCUUGAAAUACAUGAGUCAUGGACUAAUUUAUGGCACUUGUAUGCUGCUUUAAGUCAAUUUUGGAGCUCAACAGUGUAAAACACCAUUCAUUUGAAUUUUCAGUAUAAGAGAGACAUUUCUCAAAACAUCGCUUGUGUGUUACACAGAAGAAAGAAUGUCAUAUGGGUUUCAAACUUUUCAUUGUUGGGUAAGCUAUCCCUUUAAAUCUAGCUCUCUGUUCGUUCAAAAAUAAAAAAUGCUCUAAAAGCAUCAUGUGACUCCAUAUCUUUAGUGUAUUUUUAUUUUAUUUGUAUAGAUGUGUGUGUCUGGGUUUUGUGUGGGAAUGUCUAUCACCAGUGAUUGUAACAUGAUUCUCUCUUGCCUAUGAACUGUAUCUUGGCAGGAACAUUAAACACUUGGCCACAUUUUCCAGAGUAAAAGCUAAAAGAACGCAAUAAGCGCUCACAAAAAGGGAACGCCAAACCCAUUGACCGAUGUACUCUCCUCCCAAGUCUUUCCGCCUGGCGUCUCGCUCUGCCUCGCAUCUAUUCAUCAUGGAAAAUGUUCAGUAGGUCUUCUCUGUACACCAAGUAAUGAGGAAAGCUUCCUGCUUUACGAGGCUUUGGUACUUCCUCCACAGACUGUUAUUGGUUCUGUGGUACAACAUGUGCUUCUAGUAUUGUAUUUACUAACAGAAAAGGUGGUAAAGAACGUUCCAGAACAGCAGCUGUUUUUGUUUUUCUUUGGUGCUGGCUGCUUAUCUAUUUUAUGUAACAUUGUAUACGUAAGAUGUUUUAAAUGGGAAGUGCCUGUGAAGAGGGAUGUUUUUAUAUGUUAAAAGUUGAUGUCACCAAAUGCAUAUAUUUUUACAUGACAUUACUGCAUUCUUUUGACUUUAUCUGCUCUUACAGAAUUACAGCAUUCAUUUGAAUUGUUAAAAGCUAACAGUAAUCUACACAUUUUACUGUAUUUGUACAACCUUUUGAUGUCUAUAUAUGUCGUAGGUACUAUGGUGUUCUGAUAGCUUUUGUAUUCACAUUCCAAAUGGUUUUUACACAAAGAUUAUACCUGUUUCAAAAUGUACACAAAGCUUCUUUGUACAUAUCAAAUCUAUAUUCAAUAAACUGUUUCUCCAUUCAUUUUACAGUAAGUAGAUUAUUUGUGUUUAUAACACUGUUGGUCAAUCAAUACUAUGGGCAUCCAUGGUGAUGAAAAUCUUUUAAAAAUCUACUUUAAAAUGAUUGUGCCAUGGUCUUAGAAACGCAAUCUUUGUAUGCAUUAUGGAAUAUGUUUUUGAAAAACUUUUAAUAAAUUUUUUACAAUCACUAAUCAAAUCAAUAAA
Xyrauchen texanus (razorback sucker) is the source of this 7863-nucleotide messenger RNA. Its product is annotated as partitioning defective 3 homolog. The transcript has 24 exons. The record is from RefSeq and is a predicted model, not a curated record. Lineage: Eukaryota; Metazoa; Chordata; Actinopteri; Cypriniformes; Catostomidae. Bases 178 to 4197 code for a protein of 1339 amino acids. Gene Ontology annotation, molecular function: phosphatidylinositol binding; protein binding. Gene Ontology annotation, cellular component: cell cortex; adherens junction; apical junction complex. Gene Ontology annotation, biological process: cell adhesion; microtubule cytoskeleton organization; establishment of centrosome localization.